Molecule: messenger RNA, 1410 nt
Organism: Gymnogyps californianus (California condor)
Lineage: Eukaryota; Metazoa; Chordata; Aves; Accipitriformes; Cathartidae
Gene: SPOCK2
Product: SPARC (osteonectin), cwcv and kazal like domains proteoglycan 2
Exons: 11
Coding region: 1-1287 (428 amino acids)
Molecular function (GO): protein binding; calcium ion binding
Source: RefSeq, a predicted model, not a curated record
AUGCGGGGCUGCGGCGGGCGCCGCGCCCUGCUGGCUCUGCUGGCCCUGCUCCUGCCCGCCGCCGCCGCCGCCGGCCCCGGGCCCGCCGCCGGCCCCGCCACCGGCCCCGGGCCCGCCGCGGCGGGGGAGAGCCCCGGCAAUUUCAUGGAGGACGAGCAAUGGCUCUCCUCCAUCUCCCAGUACGGCGGCAGGAUCAAGCACUGGAACCGCUUCCGAGACGAGGUGGAGGAUGACUACAUCAAGAGCUGGGAGGACAACCAGCCCGGGGAUGAAGCCCUGGACACCACCAAGGACCCCUGCCAGAAGGUGAAGUGCAGCCGGCACAAGGUGUGCGUGGCACAGGGCUACCAGCGCGCCAUGUGCAUCAGCCGCAAGAAGCUGGAGCACAGGAUCAAACCGCCGGGCGCCAAGGGCCACGGGGGCUGCAAGCCCUGCCACGCCGCCCCGCUCGCCGCCGUCUGCGGCUCCGACGGCCACACCUACAGCUCGGCGUGCAAGCUGGAGCAGCAGGCGUGCCUGGCCAGCAAGCAGCUGACGGUGCGCUGCGAGGGACAGUGCCCCUGCCCGACCCCUCACGGCCCCGCCGGCGACGGCAAGCAAGAGCCGUGCACCGGGCAGGACCUGGCCGACCUGGGCGACCGCCUGCGCGACUGGUUCCAGCUCCUGCGGGAGAACGCCAAGCAGAACGGCUCCGGCGGCCUCCCCACCAGCCCCGCCACCGCGCUGGAGAGGAGCGUGGCGGCCAGCUGCAAGGAGGCGGUGGGGUGGAUGUUCGCCCGGCUGGACACGAGCGGGGAUCUCUUCCUGGAGGCGGCCGAGCUGGCCGCCAUCAACCUGGACAAGUACGAGGUGUGCAUCCGCGCCUUCUUCAACUCCUGCGACACCUCCAAGGACGGCCGCGUCUCCGCUCCCGAGUGGUGCUUCUGCUUCUGGAGGGAAAAGCCGCCCUGUCUCAGGGAGCUGGAGAAGAUUCAGAUCCAAGAAGCAGCCAAAAAAAAGCCGGGCACCUUCAUCCCCAGCUGCGACGAGGACGGAUACUACCGGCGGGCGCAGUGUGAGCCGGGCGGCGGGGAGUGCUGGUGCGUGGACCAGCACGGCACCGAGCUGACGGGCACCCGCGGCCACGGCAGCCCCGACUGCGAGGAGGCGGCGGGGUUUUCGGGCGACUUCGGGAGCAGCGUGGGCUGGGAGGAUGAGGAGGAGAAGGAGCCGGAGGAGGCGGGCGAGGAAGGCGAGGAAGAGGAGGGCGAAGCGGGCGAGAGCGACGACGGCGGCUACAUCUGGUAGAGGAGCAGGAGAGCCCGGCAGGCGGCACGGCCGGGCGGCAGCCUCCCAGCCAGGGGUCCCCGUGACCCCCUCCCCGCUGCCGGUGUGGCAUGGGGUGGGUGCAUCCACCCCCCCCGGGCCCCA